This is a messenger RNA of Hydra vulgaris (swiftwater hydra), 1374 nucleotides long. The record is from RefSeq and is a predicted model, not a curated record. NCBI's taxonomy places the organism in Eukaryota, Metazoa, Cnidaria, Hydrozoa, Anthoathecata, Hydridae.
AUUCUAUUAAAUGGGUACCAGAUGGUAGCAUUACUGGAGCUGAUAUUGGGUCAGAUCCACAGAGUUUGUUAUUUUCUUUUAGUAUGUCUAUAUCAUUAAAGUUAAAUAUCGGAGAUUCAGUGGUCAUCGUAAGCAGAGGCACAGAGAGCUAUAUUGUUAAAAUGCAAAGUGGCUUUUUUGGAAUAUUGGUAAAUGAAGGUGGAUCAACACCAGGAAUUUCAAGUAUACUUACAGCGCCAAUUGUUGAUUAUGGAGGAUCAUGGUUGACCAUUCCUAUACCAAUUCCAACAUCUGGUUAUGGACAAUUUCAAACGCCUAGCAACAGUGUAAAAAGUAAUGGAAGUGCAAUAAUCAAUGUUCAAACAUCAUCUUCAUCAUUAUCUUUGAUACUUUCUCUGCAAAAUGAUCCAUCAACAUUUUCUAACCAAAGAACAGGAUUGUUUACAACUAACAUAAGAACAUCAAACAAUUCAAGUUACAGUAUUGCAGGUAUCCUUGAGUUACAAGCUGGCCAACCUCUUUUCAUAUAUUUAUAUCUUACAUCACCAGGAAGCUAUUCCAUACAACCUGGGAGUCGAGUCUGUGUUGCUGCAGUUCAACAAGAGUAUGAAUCUUUUAAUGUUUAUCAAACAAAGAGUAACGAUUGGGUAGUUAUUGAGACAUGGUCUGAAAGUCAGAAGAGUGACUCAUUUGUUUUUACUGAAAAAUUAGUUUCUGGUAAGUAUACUGCUAUGGCAACAGGGAUCUAUUAUUUGUCUGCUAAUGUUAUUUUUAAAGACAGCAAUGGACCAAUUUAUAUUAUGAUAGCUGUCAAUAAUCAGUUAUCAAAACGAACUGCUUUAUAUGCAACAAAAGGAAAACCAUCAGUAGUUCAAAACAGUCUUAGUGUGUCUGGAGCCUUAUUUAUUAAAAAAGAUUCUUAUGUUAAUGUUUAUGUUAUGAUUGAAAAUGAUAACAGCUGGUCCAUAGAUAUUGAUUCAACUUUUUCAAUGGUGUUUCUUGGGUAUCAGACAAAUAUUUUUGGUGUAACAACAGUUCUCACAAAUACUUUAGCUUACACUACAUCUGGUUGGUUUGAGAUUGGAAAAUGGAAAUCUCAAAUUGCAGCAGGUCCAUUUUUUGAUUUUGGGGGAGGAUUUAAUCCAGAUACUGGAGAUUUUGUUGCUCCUAAAGCAGGUUUUUACAUUGUGAGUGCUGGAAUAAAAAUGGUUCAAGCAAGUGUAGUUGGUUGUACCUUUACUUUAAAUGUUGCUGUUAAUGGAACUCCAUCUACUUUACAAUAGCAAAAUGGAAUACAAGACUAUCUUCAAAAUGGUAAUGUUGCACUACAAAAUUUGGAACUGGAAGCAAGUGAGAACUGGAGGCAAGUGAGGA